Sus scrofa (pig) is the source of this 1380-nucleotide messenger RNA. It is a transcript of the gene IRAK4, whose product is annotated as interleukin 1 receptor associated kinase 4. Lineage: Eukaryota; Metazoa; Chordata; Mammalia; Artiodactyla; Suidae. The record is from RefSeq and is marked provisional. Gene Ontology annotation, molecular function: magnesium ion binding; ATP binding; protein serine/threonine kinase activity. Gene Ontology annotation, cellular component: plasma membrane; nucleus; cytoplasm. Gene Ontology annotation, biological process: cytokine-mediated signaling pathway; intracellular signal transduction; positive regulation of canonical NF-kappaB signal transduction.
AUGAACAAACCCAUAACAGCUUCAACAUAUGUGCGCUGCCUCAAUGUUGGACUAAUUAGGAAGUUGUCAGAUUUUAUUGAUCCUCAAGAAGGAUGGAAGAAGUUAGCAGUAGCUAUUAAAAAACCAUCUGGUGAUGACAGAUACAACCAGUUUCAUAUAAGGAGAUUCGAAGCAUUACUUCAAACUGGAAAAAGUCCCACUUGUGAAUUACUGUUUGACUGGGGCACCACAAAUUGCACAGUUGGUGAUGUGGAUCUCUUGGUCCAAAAUGAGUUUUUUGCCCCUGCAAGUCUUUUGCUUCCAGAUGCUGUUCCCAAACCCAUUAACACACUGCCUUCUAAAGUCACUGUAACAGUUGAGCAGAAACAGAUGCCUCUCUACGGUUCAAACAGGACAUCUGUGAUGCCCUGUCAGAAUCCUGAACACAACUCUAUGCCACCAGACUCUUCAAGUCCAGAAAGUAAAAGUUUAGAAGUUAGUGAUACACGUUUUCACAGUUUUGCGUUCUGUGAAUUGAAGGAUGUUACAAAUAACUUUGAUGAGCGACCCGUUUCUAUUGGUGGUAACAAGAUGGGAGAGGGAGGAUUUGGAGUUGUGUAUAAAGGCUACGUGAACAACAGGGCUGUUGCAGUGAAGAAGCUUGCAGCAGUGGUUGACAUUAGUACUGAAGAACUGAAACAACAGUUUGAUCAAGAAAUAAAAGUACUGGCAAAGUGUCAGCAUGAAAACUUAGUAGAACUACUUGGUUUCUCAAGUGAUGGAGAUGACCUCUGCUUAGUAUAUGUUUACAUGUCCAAUGGUUCACUGCUAGACCGACUGUCUUGCUUGGAUGAUACUCCACCACUCUCUUGGUACAUGAGAUGCAAGAUUGCUCAGGGUGCAGCUAAUGGCCUCAGUUUUUUACAUGAAAACCAUCAUAUUCAUAGAGAUAUUAAAAGUGCAAAUAUCUUAUUAGAUGAAGACUUUACAGCCAAGAUAUCUGACUUUGGGCUUGCACGGGCUUCUGAGAAGUUUGCCCAGACAGUCAUGACUAGCAGAAUUGUGGGAACAACAGCUUAUAUGGCACCUGAAGCUUUGCGAGGAGAAAUAACACCCAAAUCUGACAUCUACAGCUUUGGUGUGGUUCUAUUAGAAAUAAUAACUGGACUUCCAGCUGUGGAUGAACACCGUGAACCUCAGUUAUUGCUAGAUAUUAAAGAAGAAAUUGAAGAUGAGGAAAAAACAAUUGAAGAUUAUAUUGAUAAGAAGAUGAAUGACACUGAUUCCACUUCCAUUGAAACUAUGUACUCUGUUGCCAGUCAGUGUCUGCAUGAAAAGAAAAAUAAGAGACCAGACAUUAAGAAGGUUCAACAGCUGCUGCAAGAAAUGACAGCUUCUUAA